AUGGAGGAGUUCAAGCACCCCGUGCCCACCCUGCAAGACGUCAGCCGCCGGCGCGCGUGGAAACUCUUCUUGCUAGUGCCUCGCAUGCUGCUGGCGCGGCCAGCGCAGGCGGGACCCAUGGGCAAGGAAGCGUUGCUGCGCCGAGUGCGCGACUUUCAGCACGGCAAGUCCUCGAGGCCGCGCGCCACGGCUUUCAGGCGCAGCGCCGCCGCGUGGCGGCGUGUCCGGGGAGAGGUCUCCAGAGGUGGGCUUGGCGCGAAACACGGCUCGGAGCAAGCCCUGUCCAAAGAUCCCGCCAUCGGGCGGCGCGGAACAGGCUGCGACAGCAGCUGGCCUGCUGUGCGCGCAGCGGCUGCUCCGCCGCAGGGACGGACGGAUAGCCAUGAUGCAGUGCUGAGCGAGUGUUCCCGGCAAUCCAUGCCAAUUUUCUGCCUGCCCGGCCUCUUGCCGGCGGUGGCCGCGUCCACGAAGCCGUUUUCUGCGACAGCCGCCGUGAGGCUGGUCACUGACCCCGCGCGAGGGUAUUACGGCCCAGGAAGGCGAGCUUACAAAACACAGGGGCAUGGAGGCGGCCGCGGGGUGCAUCACCUGGCCGACGCCUGCGGAGCCUGCGCUGCCGCAGUGGGCCGGCGCACAGCCUCCGCGCCUCGGCUUCUGGCGCUGCGGCCCCCACAGCGGCGAGCCGUUUGCCGCACGUGCCACGAGUUUCUUGGGUCUGGCUCGAAAUCGGUGAGCUCGCCGCGGAGUUCGCCGCUCUCGCCGCCCACAGUGAGCGCAGUUCCUGCGUUCAUGGUGGCUGGCGCCGAACGCAGCCAGGCGUGGCCCACGCGCCAAGCAGGCGCGCAGCGCAGGCGGCGCGCGCUGGGCGCGGAGCCGGGCGAACCGCCUCACGAGCUCGGCCGCCUCGCAGCCCCAUCGGCCACCAACGCGAGCGUGUUGCAGGGCAACGCCGCCGGCGCACGCCCAAGCGGCGCGGCGUCGCAGUCGCUGUCCCCUGCAUCGCUCCAGAGACUGGGCGUGCGCCACCCGGAGGACGCCCCUGCGAGGGCAGAGAUGCAUGGGGACGCUGGCCGCGGUUGUGGACUGCCCGCGAUGCGCUUGGCGACCAUGUCGCUGCUCCCGCGUGCUGGCUGGCUGGCCUGUCGAGAGGGCCUCGGUGAGAGCCGCAAGGCCCAACGCAAAGACGGGCCUCGGGCAGCGGAGCUCCGGGUAGGCAGCGAGCUUGCGCUGCUCUGCCACGCGCAACGCCGUGCCGUCGCGUCGGUGGUUCCGCUUCUGCGGCCUCGGCCCUUCAAGGAGUGCGGUGUGGGUGGCCCUCGAUGCCAUGAAGCUGGGGCGCGGGUGAGUUCCAAUGCCCGGCUCUCGUCGCUGAUGCCCGCUUGUACCACCGUGUGGUGCAAAAGUGGCAUCCGGAUGCUGGAUAUCGACAAAGAGGAACCCAACCCUUCUGAGGGCAAAACCUGUGGCAACCUGGAAGGUGAUCGGCCGCCGCUGGACCGUCGUGCCGUCCUGCGAAGGUUUUGGCUCAUCAAUGAGGCCUACUUGGUUCUCACUGAUCCUGAGAGGCGGAGGAUAUAUGAUGAGUGCGGCUUUAAGGGCUUCAAGCAAAGUGAGUCUUGCUAUGCAGACCCAGUGUUCGAGAAGGACGCCUUCCAAGUCUACGAGGACUUUUUCAACGGUACGGAUCCAGAAGCACGCGACUUUCUGUUGAUGAAUGGGAGUGGAGGCAGCAGCGAGUCAGAAGACGAUGCUGCUGAGGCGAUAGAGGCGGAUUUGCCCGCCAAGCCCACUGGCGACCGCUCUGCUGCGCCUGAGCCAGACCUUCCGCCAAGCAUUGCUCAGGCACUGGGCAUCGAGAAAGAGAAGGUGCCAGCACUGGACGAGCAGCUGCGACGCAUGCUGAACUCAGCGUUGUCCAGCGCUCCUUCAGCGGCCACGUCUAGUGCACCCCAAGACGAGCAAGAUGCACAAGAAAUCAUGCCUGACUCGGCCACUCAGACGGACAGGGUGGAGACGGAAUCGACUACUCUGACUGGAGGAGUGGGCAAGGACGACCAGCCAGCUCCAGAACGGCAGGCGUUGUCCAGCGCUCCUUCGGCGGCCACGUCUAGUGCACCCCAAGACGAGCAAGAUGCACAAGAAAUCAUGCCUGACUCGGCCGCUCAGACGGACAGGGUGGAGACGGAAUCGACUACUCUGACUGGAGGAGUGGGCAAGGACGACCAGCCGGCUCCAGAACAGCAGGUACGGUGGAAGUACUGGAAAGGUGUCGACGCAUUGCGGAGGCGGACCUGCCGCAGCCGAAAUUCUGAAGCGAUUCCUGUGCACCACACAAGUGCCGACCGUUCGACGGAUUAG
Messenger RNA from Effrenium voratum, 2358 nucleotides. NCBI's taxonomy places the organism in Eukaryota, Dinophyceae, Suessiales, Symbiodiniaceae. The record is from the annotation of a GenBank genome assembly.